UGUCAGCCUUCAUAUUGUUCUGACUUCUGUGUUCUCACUUCUCAAGCCAUACAACAUGUCAGGACGUGGCAAAGGAGGAAAAACCAAGGGAAAGUCAAAGACCAGGUCGUCCCGUGCCGGGCUUCAGUUCCCGGUCGGGAGAAUCCACCGUAUAUUGAGGAAGGGCAACUACUCGGAGAGAGUCGGCGCCGGUGCUCCAGUGUACUUGGCAGCCGUUAUGGAAUACUUAUCCGCUGAGGUUCUCGAAUUGGCCGGCAACGCCGCUCGCGACAACAAGAAGACUAGGAUCGUUCCUCGUCACCUUCAACUGGCGAUCAGGAAUGACGAGGAGUUGAACAAACUUCUCUCCGGAGUCACCAUCGCCCAAGGCGGUGUCCUCCCCAAUAUCCAGGCCGUUCUUCUUCCCAAAAAGACAGAAAAGAGCGCCUAAAUUUUCCGCCAUUGUUUACUACGCAACGGCCCUUUUCAGGGCCACCAAAUUAUUUCACUAAAUGAAAUUAAAUUGUACUUACAAU
Molecule: messenger RNA, 515 nt
Organism: Cimex lectularius (bed bug)
Lineage: Eukaryota; Metazoa; Arthropoda; Insecta; Hemiptera; Cimicidae
Product: histone H2A-like
Exons: 1
Coding region: 56-430 (124 amino acids)
Cellular component (GO): nucleosome
Molecular function (GO): protein heterodimerization activity; DNA binding; structural constituent of chromatin
Source: RefSeq, a predicted model, not a curated record